Darwinula stevensoni is the source of this 319-nucleotide messenger RNA. Lineage: Eukaryota; Metazoa; Arthropoda; Ostracoda; Podocopida; Darwinulidae. The record is from the annotation of a GenBank genome assembly.
AUGCUGAAGGACCUCCUCAUCCACCAGGACGAGUGGAUCAAAGAAGAGACAGAAGAAAACCAUAUGCGAUCAUUAAAACAAGAGAAAUUUGACGUCUUCAAGCGCUUCAUGGAUGAUGCUUUUGCCCUCUUCAAGGAUGGCAGAAGGCAUCCCAGUUUGGAUAUGGUAGAUGACGAGAUGUGGAUGCUACAAUACCUCGGUGUCCUUACUGACAGUGAAAACCCCGAGGAAGACACAGAGGGUGACAGCAGCUCCACUGAUCUCUGAUUCAACUAUUUCCAAAGUGGGAUUCAUCCAUGGAGGGCUGUUUAAAUGGAAU